Molecule: messenger RNA, 1011 nt
Organism: Lodderomyces elongisporus
Lineage: Eukaryota; Fungi; Ascomycota; Pichiomycetes; Serinales; Debaryomycetaceae
Exons: 1
Coding region: 1-1011 (336 amino acids)
Molecular function (GO): oxidoreductase activity, acting on the CH-OH group of donors, NAD or NADP as acceptor
Source: RefSeq, a predicted model, not a curated record
AUGUCACAAACUGUCUUUGUCUCUGGUGCCACAGGCUUUAUUGCCCAACACAUUGUUAAACAAUUGCUUGCAGAAGGCUACAAUGUGAUUGGAUCAGUAAGAUCCGAAGCCAAAGGUGAAGACUUGAAGCAAUUGGCUCAAUCAGACAAGUUCAAGUAUGUUGUCGUUCCCGACAUUAUUAAAGAAGGUGCUUUUGACAAGGCAUUGAUUGAUAACCCUGAAGUUUCCGUUUUUCUUCACACAGCAUCACCCGUUGUUAUCAAGACCACAGAUGUUGAAAAGGAACUUUUGAACCCAGCAGUUGAAGGAACCAAAAAUGCAUUGUUGGCUAUCAAGGCACAUGGUAAGAAUGUCAAGAACGUUGUGGUUACUUCUUCUGUUGUCACAAUGUUUAAUUCCGUAGCUGCACCCGGAUCAGUAAGUGUUAUCAAUGAAGAGUCUUUUAAUCAAGUGACUCGCGAGGACACAUUGAAGAAUCCUGAUGAGUACGGAUACCCAGCAUCAAAAACUUUGGCAGAGCAUGAAGUUUGGAAUUUUGUCAAGCAAGAAAAACCACAAUUCUCAGUUGCCACAAUCCAUCCAACAUAUGUUUUCGGUCCCCAAGCUUAUGAAGUUAAGGACAAAAGUCAGUUGAACUUUUCAAGUGAGGAAAUAAACAAGAUUUUGAAGCUGAAACCUGAUGACAAACUUCCAGCAGGUGCUAACCCAUUUACUGACGUGAGAGACGUUACAAAAGCACAUUUGCUUGCAUUCCAACACCCUGAGAAAUUCAACAACAAGAGAGUAUUGUUGAAGACUGGGUUCUGGACUAAUGAGUUGAUUGCUUACGUUAUCAACGAACAUUUCCCACAACUUUCUGUCCCAAAAGGAAAUAAGGAGAAGAGUGAUGAGCAAUUGAAGAAUGCUCCGCCAUUGGAUGAUACAAAGUCAAGAGAGCUUUUGGGAUUCGAGUAUAUCCCAUUGGAAAAGUCAAUUGUUGAUUCUGUGCAACAAAUUGUGGAAGCCAAGUAA